UUGCCUUUUCCGUCAAAAAUUUGCCCAACAGGAAUUUUUCCGAGUUCUCCGUAAAAGUUUCAACUGAAAAAUAAUUAAAAUGAUUGACAAUUCAUCUGCCUCCGAGUUGGAGGUGGAACGCACUUUUAUGGCGUACCGAUCCGUCUCUUUGACCCCAACCUCCACGACCUGGAUGCCGAUUUUGGUUUCACUUUCACUUGUAUGUCUAUUUUUUCAGAAAUGGAUUAAAAAUUUGAGUUUUCCCCAAGCGUCUAUGGUUAUACGGCAAUCGUCGUAUGCGUUGAAAGCGGUAUCCAAAGGCCACACUUCUCUGGGUAUCGUCGCGCCCGAUGGCGUCGUCAUUGGCACAAAAACGCGAAAGACUGCGCAUCUAAAUCCACCAAUGAGUGCAGCAGCUUCCUUUUGCUCCCUACAGUCUGACUAUCGACCUGCGAGCUCCAUAGGACUCAUUAAGCAAGGCAACAGCAGCAGCUUGCUCUGCACUGAACAGAAUGCCAUAGCCAUCACAACAGCUCCUGCAGUAGUGUCGUCUGAUUCCUUCCUGGACGAGGAUGAAUGUUUCUGGACGCGUAAAAGCGAGCCCACCUGUGCUAAGAGUAAGUCCAAGAAGGCGAGUUGCGGAAAGCGCAGACGCAAGAAGUCGGGUGGAUGGGUGGAUUUAUCUAAGAAAUUGCCAGCGCACCCAAUCAUUUCCAGAAUGGUAAUCCAGGUCGCCCAGCAAAUGAUUUUUUUGUGUAACGUCAGAGCCAUGGUUACGGAUGUCGAGUCCGGAAAACAGCGGCUGCUGCUGCUGCUGCGAGGCCGGCAUCGGCACCGACUCGCAGCCGAUGCCACGAAACUGAUUGAUGAGAUGCGAAUGUCAGUCCAACGCUUCAGAUUUAACUAUGGAGAGAUGAUUCCAUGUGAGGGACUCGUGGCCGAUAUAUGCGACGUCAAGCAGUCCUACACUCAGUGGGGCGGCAGGCGGCCCUUCGGCGUUUCCAUUCUCUUCAUGGGCUGGGACGAAGUCUAUGGCUACCAGCUGUACAAUUCCGAUCCCAGCGGCAACUACAGUGGCUGGAAGGCGACUGCCACUGGCCAGCACUUUGGCGUCGCCAGCUCUCUGCUGGAGCAAGAGAUAGACCCCGAAGUAUCCAUUAGUCUGGAAGAAGCCAAGGACCUUGCCAUGAAGGUACUGGACUGCGCUCUGGGAACCGCUAAUCUGAUUCCGAACAAGUUGGAGAUGUCCACCUUGCACCGCGCAAGUGAUGGCUGCUGCAUCUACACUCUUUUUGAGAUGACCGAUGUGGAGAAGCUGACCGAAAAGUAUAAGAAAGGGCUGGUCUGGCAGGAGCCGAAGGGGAUGCCAACUAGGGGAUGCAGUCCAUAAACACAUACACCUACAUGUACUACAG
Molecule: messenger RNA, 1394 nt
Organism: Drosophila miranda
Lineage: Eukaryota; Metazoa; Arthropoda; Insecta; Diptera; Drosophilidae
Exons: 2
Coding region: 80-1369 (429 amino acids)
Cellular component (GO): nucleus; proteasome core complex, alpha-subunit complex; proteasome core complex
Source: RefSeq, a predicted model, not a curated record